Symsagittifera roscoffensis is the source of this 2861-nucleotide messenger RNA. RefSeq names its product sarcalumenin-like. Lineage: Eukaryota; Metazoa; Xenacoelomorpha; Acoela; Convolutidae. Gene Ontology annotation, molecular function: GTP binding. Bases 182 to 2743 code for a protein of 853 amino acids. The record is from RefSeq and is a predicted model, not a curated record. The transcript is spliced from 11 exons.
CAUAAAUUCUUCAGGUCCAAUCUUGAUUCUUUCGGUCCUUUAGUUGGUAGGAAGGAUUAACCACAGAAACAGAACCGCAAUAUAAUUCAACUGCCGCACAAAGCUUAAAUCAUUAUCCCUCCGUUUUGCUUAGUUUUGCUGAAAUUUUCAUGAAAUUGUUGAAAUAAAAUAAUCGCUUCAAAUGUCAUUAAAAGUCCAAGUUGUCGUUUUGGUUGUUUUUCUCAGUUAUUUGACUAUAUCAGAGCUGAAAAAUGUGAACCCGUCUGCUAAUCAAGGGACAAAAAAAGCUGCCCAACCACAAGGAACUCCAAGCCCUGGUGGACCAGCCAAAACCCAAGCAAACCCUUCAAAAAAGGCACCAAAUGUGAAACAAACUGGUAAAGUUCCGCUGGAAAAAGUUGGGGCUGGAGCCGGAGUCGAACCGCAAUCUAAAACUAAAGUUAAACCGGAAGCAGCGGCUAAACUAACAAAAGAACAGGUGAAAGAACUACAUCAACGCAAGAAAAGUGCGCCGGUUAAAGGUCAACAUCAUGAGGAGCCAAAGCAUGCCGAGCACAGUAAACCAGAAGCUGGUAAACCGAAACAUGGUAAGGGUAUGCAUCACCAAGCUCAUGACCUUCAUCAUAACCAGCAUCAUCAGGGAAAACAACAUGUUAAGCCAGAGAUGGGUGGGAAUAAAGAAGUUCCUCAAAAAACGUCGCAACCAGCUCAAGAUCCAGAUUACAAUGAAGUGACGCCUGAGAUUGUAACUGAGCCACCUGCUGAAAAAGUCGAGGAGGUUGUUGUCAGUAAACAAGUAGAUGAGUCAUCAGAAGUCUCACCCGGACAGCUUCCGGAAAAGAACGAAUCAACUGUCACUGGAGCUGAUGACCUAAUGGAUGGACAGUACAAUUUAACCAGGUACAACCGGUCAUCGGAAGAGUGCAAAAAGGGGUGCAGUCCCUCAGGGGUGCCCUAUCUCCUGAUCCGAGACAGACCCCCUCUGAGGGUGGUGAAACCGAGGACUCCUGUCAAGGCGGGGGCAUCACAUGGAGCUCAGAAGCCCUUCCACUCACCCUCUGGCGUGUCCUAUGAGUCGAUCAGAAACAGACCAGAAGUGGAUUUCAAGCUGAACCGGGCGAAGAAGGAGAGUGAGAGUGGGAGCAGGAUCCAGAAGCCAUUCCACACUGUGUCCGGCAUCCCCUAUGCAGACAUCCGCAACAGGACACCCCUCCCAGACUGGUACUACACAAAGUCGUAUAGAUCUGGCGAGAGGAAAGGGGGAGAUUUUGCUCCCACCGACCAGGGUGGGUUGAGGCCCAUAGACGAGAGUCUCUACACUGACCCUGUGCUGCUGGGCCAGCCGGAGGACUUCUUCGAGGGGGGCAGACUCAGAAACAGGGACUACCUCAGGAAGACUCUGCAUCUUAAUUCAAAGAAGCAGCGCCUUCCGAAAUCUCUGAUCAACACGAUCACUCUUCGGCUGAAGGAGAUCUACCACAAGAGCAUUCGGCCACUGGAGACUCUCUACAAGUACGAGGAGAUGGCACUGGGCACCAUCUCAGAAGCGGUGAUAUCCGCCAAACCGAUGGUUCUCUUUUUGGGUCCCUGGUCCACGGGAAAGAGUACGAUGAUCAACUGGUUCGUGGGUCUACCCAGGGCUAACCAGCUGUACUCUGGCACCCAGCCCACCACCAGUGAGUUCACUGUCAUCAUGGCCGGGGACCAUCCCAGAACAGUGGAGGGAAUAGUGCUGGCUGCAGACUCCAAACAACCAUUCGCUGGUUUGGAGCAGUUUGGCACUCAGUUCUUGGAGAAGUUCCAGGGUCUGGAGUAUCCUUCCCAGUUGUUAGAGAGAGUGACUCUGGUUGAUACUCCUGGCAUCAUUGAGAACAGACACAAGCAGGAGAGGGGGUACCCCUUCAAUGACGUCAUGCAGUGGUUCAUUGACAGAGCCCAUCUGAUAGUUCUGGUGUUCGACCCAACUAAACUAGACGUCGGCAGUGAACUGGAAACCCUAUUCACACGUCUCAAAGGACGGGAGUCCCAACUUAGACUUCUUCUAAACAAGGCGGACUCCAUUCCCAUGCAGGAACUGAUGAGAGUCUACGGGACUCUCUUUUGGAAUCUAGCCCCUUUUAUGAACGUCACUGAACCCCCCAGGGUUUAUACCGGAUCUUGCUGGUGGAAAGAUAUGCAAGCUAAGGGUAUAAAUGCAGAACUCUUUCUCAGCGAGGAGAAAAAUCUUCUAAAUGACAUUAAUGACGUAAUCGAGAACCAGUUACAUAACAAAAUCGCGAUGUUGCGUCAACAUGCUAUAAAAGUACGUACACAUGCCUUGUUGGUCGACAGAUUCUUGUACAUGUGGAACAAAAACCAAAACAACGACAAAUUUAACGUUCAAGAAAUGAUUGAAAAACCGGAGAAAUAUCAUAUCUACAAAUUCGUGCAACACCACGCAAAUGUGUCUAAAUACGAUAUGCCGGAACCCUCGAAAUAUAAACAGCUCUUCGAUGAACAUCCCUUAACGACGUUCAGAAGUCUCGAAUCGCUUUGCUCGUUGUUUGCCGGAUGUCCGAUCGAGAUUUUGGAAUCGGCAAUUCAGUCGGAACUUCCGACGUUGCUCAAUUCACUGGAUGUCAGUAUUAAAGAACACCAAGCUCCGGAUGCAAAAGAGAAAAACGAAACUGCAGUCGGAAGUGAAAAGAACAAAAGUGGCGAUUCGAACUCGACUAAAGUUCCUGAACAAGGCGUGAAAAACUAGAUGAUGACGAAUCUAAUGAUUUAACACUAACAAAUUCUGCUCUUCAACUGAAUUGAAAAUUUAACUCUUAAAUCAGAUAAAAACUCAAAGCUUGAAUAACAUCCACUGAAAUAUAAUA